AUGGAGCAAAUUUCUGCACCGCCAACCUUUGCGACAGCGGAACAGCUUGCACAGCUGCAGGCAAGCACCCCGCAGUCAUUCGACAACAUCGCUCCACAACUGCAUUUCCACCUUGAGCAAUCGACGAUCUACGUGAGCCCGUCGCCUUCGUCACGGCCGACCUGCUUUGAGCUUCUCACAGCAACAGGCUCAUCGAACGGAGCAAAGGAACACGACGGCGAGGAGGAUGACGAAGAAGAGCAAGCCGAGGUGUUCCGCGCUGUUGGCGAGCUGUGGAUUACUGAACGAGAGCUCUCCUUUCUCGCGCUCAAGACCGGCACAGGCUUUCACCUCAGCUAUCCAAAUGUAGCACUGCAUGCUGUCACUCGAACACCACCGAGCUUCCUUUCGACCUCAAUUCUGAACGGCGCAUCAUCUUCCACAGCUCAACCGCAAGAUUUCCAUGGCUGCCUGUAUUGCCAGCUCGACCUGAGCCCGAACGCUGCCACCGCAGAGAUGGGCGUCGAUGGAGAAGAAGAGGACGGCGAAUUUGUCGAAAUGUACAUCUGCACUCCGGACAGUGCGUCUUUGGAUCAACUCUUCGAGGCGCUCUCGCACUGCGCGUCCCUGCAUCCUUCCGGGCCGGUCGAUGAUGACAGUGGUCAUCCAUUCUCAGGCUUUGCACCCUUUGGCACAAGCGGCUCGGGCACCCAGCUAGGCGACGGCAUGGAUGAGGAUGGACACGACGAUGAAGGCGCUUUUGACGAUGCAGACGGAGAUGACGAUCAAGAGCUCAGCGAGACUGGCAGGCGCAAUCUCGCCCACCUCGAGAGUGUCAUGCAAUGGCCCGACUCGGACGAAGCCGAGACACCCUCCCUCGUCGAAGAGCCUGCCGCUUCUCACGUCGCCACAAGCAGCGUCCAUCCCGCCACGAACACGCUCAUCCUGUCCAACUUGCCGGUCGAGUUCUUCAUCCCUCACAUCUGCUCGCUGCUUCUCUCGCUGCUCAACACGUACGGGUCGAUGGUUCGAUGGACGCCGUUGCCGUCGGUGGGGCGUGCUGUCGUCAUUUUCGAAAACACGGAGGGCGCGGCUCUGGCCAAAGCUGGUUUGGAUCGACUUGUUCUGCCGUUUGAGGACAGCGAUGUGCAGGGCGUACAAAGGGCGUCGGUUGAGGAUGACGGGACGAUUCUGAGUGCAGUUUUUGGCCCCGUGACAGAUCCGAGCGCUGAGCCAGAAACGCUGGCGGUGCCGACGACGGACAAGAACUUCUUGAUCUCGCCACCGGGAAGUCCACCGGUAGGCUGGGAACCGAUUCGAGAAGACCCGCCGAACAGAGACACGCUCGCAGACGACCUGAUGAAGGCGCUCGCCGAUCUGCGUGAUACGGGCAGCCACAUCGAGUCGCAUCAACCUCGAGUAUGGGGCGAGGCUGUCACCGAGGAAGACCACACAGCAGAGCGGAAAAGCGGAGGAGCCGGUACGCCCGAGGUGAUUCUCGCCCCCACCACCGCACCGGCGAUGCGCCCCUUCCAGCCGGGCUGGCUUCGAAGCAGUCAAAGCAAGGCAGAGUCGGAGCCCGCGGAAGAGCAGAUUGAUUUGCCGGGCGUCACAGUGCAAUCGUUCGACGGAGACGAUCAGAACGACAAUGUAGGCGGAGCCAGGCUGUACAACGGGUUCAGCAUCAGCUCAGUCAAGGCGACCGUCGAGUCGAUGCGUGGACCCGUAUCGAAUCUAGGGCUGGAUGCCGGGCUGGGUGGCGGUCUCGGUGCGGCAGAUCUAGAUGGGAGAGGAGGACCCACCAGACGUAUCACGCCCACCGGCCGACCGCCGUUGAAUGGGCAGGAUUAUCCCGCUGACGCCUGA
This is a messenger RNA of Sporisorium graminicola, 1845 nucleotides long. RefSeq lists its product as uncharacterized. Bases 1 to 1845 code for a protein of 614 amino acids. Gene Ontology annotation, biological process: calcium-mediated signaling. Gene Ontology annotation, cellular component: cytoplasm; nucleus. The transcript has 2 exons. NCBI's taxonomy places the organism in Eukaryota, Fungi, Basidiomycota, Ustilaginomycetes, Ustilaginales, Ustilaginaceae. Gene Ontology annotation, molecular function: nucleic acid binding; calcium-dependent protein serine/threonine phosphatase regulator activity. The record is from RefSeq and is a predicted model, not a curated record.